Messenger RNA from Spirometra erinaceieuropaei, 1032 nucleotides. Lineage: Eukaryota; Metazoa; Platyhelminthes; Cestoda; Diphyllobothriidea; Diphyllobothriidae. The record is from the annotation of a GenBank genome assembly.
AUGCAGCUGCGCUGGAGCGGCCACCUGGUGCGCAUGGACGACGAGCGACUACCCAAACGACUCUUCUACGGAGAAGUCGCGACGGGUUCUCGUCGUCAAGGAGGCCAGAUUCGCCGUUACAAGGAUACCCUGAAGUCCUCCCUGAAAUGCCUGCAAAUCAACCCCAACAACAGGGAGGAGCUCGCACUCGAUCGACCGACCUGGAGGAGGACAGUGAAGACAGGCGCUGCGAUCUACGAAGCCAACCGCAUCGCUGCCGCCAAAGCGAAACGUGAAGCCCGCAAAUCACAAUGUCGCCCAGUAAGCAACGCCGCCGCACAACCGCUUCCAACGUGUCCUCGAUGUCAACGGACAGUCCGGGCUCUAAUCGGACUUGUUGCACAUCUUCGGAUUAACUGCGCCUCUCGAACGGCACCAACCAUCGUCCCCCGCCUGCCUCUUCCUCCUCCUUUCCGCCGCCAACUAACCUUGACAAUUCUUCUGACUCACCACUUCCAUCAUCCUCCUCCUCGCCCACUGCUUCAACGGCGGCCGCUCAGGCGACUGUCCCGCGCACAUCAACCGACACUACCGCCACCUCCCCCGACUCCAGGCAUGAGGAUCAGGACUACACCUGCCCUCACUGCGACCGUACCUUCACCUCAAACCUCGGCCUGGUCGGUCACUUGCGAAUCCAUCGCACAGAGACUGGCGAACCAGUGCCUGGAGCACCCACCUAUACCCACCAAGCUCGUCUCAACUGCCCACACUGCCCUCGCACUUUCAGGCGUCGCAUGGGCCUAUUCGGCCACAUGCGCAUCCACGACGACCUGCGGUAGACAACCGCCGGUCACACCACACAUUCACUCACUCCCUACCUCCUCCACCACCACCAUCACCCCACCAGAAAUCAACAUUCACACACAUCAUGCACCCAACUGCCACCUCCCACGCAAGUGGGAAGUCCGCAUCUCGACUCGGUCCCCAUGCGGCUUCGGCUGCACGGUGGACUUGAGUCCGAGACUAUCCCGACACGUCAAGCGUCGUGGAUAG